Synchiropus splendidus (mandarinfish) is the source of this 8349-nucleotide messenger RNA. RefSeq names its product SET domain containing 2, histone lysine methyltransferase (gene setd2). The record is from RefSeq and is a predicted model, not a curated record. Lineage: Eukaryota; Metazoa; Chordata; Actinopteri; Syngnathiformes; Callionymidae. Gene Ontology annotation, cellular component: nucleus; chromosome. Gene Ontology annotation, molecular function: histone H3K36 methyltransferase activity; protein binding. The coding region runs from base 440 to 7501 and encodes 2353 amino acids. Gene Ontology annotation, biological process: regulation of DNA-templated transcription. The transcript has 21 exons.
AGCCGGCAGCACAUCGGCCCUAACGACGCUGCCGCAGUCAAAACCCGCACAGAGGUUUGACUAGAACACACCGAACCGCUUAGCAGUCAAAAGCAGUUCCUACCUUCGUGGAAGUGUUAAGUCUAUAUCCGAAUGUAAGGCUCUAAUCGCUAGCUAGCAGCCUGGCUGCUAGCUACCAUGCUAACCGUGUUAGCCAGCAGCACCGUGUCCGAUUCUGAGCCAGCGGGUUGGGGAAUCGCUUUCGAACUGGCGUCUACAUCUCGGUGUGGAAUCAUUUUGGACUCCCCAUUUCUGAAUCGGAUUAUUCCUGGCCACCAGCCGCCUGCGGCCUUUUAAUGCAAGACCAGCAGCUGAAUAGGACGCCUGUCUGACCAGAACAAGGUAAAAGAUCGAAUGUGUGUCCAAGGCAGCGCUGAUCAAAUGCCCGUCUUCCUGAGUCAUGCUGUCCAACCAUCUUUUGUCUAAAGGGACCAAGAUGAAAGUCAACUUGGAGGACCAGGGCCGUCAGAAAGUGUCCUUUAGCUUCUCGCAGACAAAGAAGCCUCUGCAGAGUGUCUUCAUCAUCCCCGAGAAACCUGCCGCAGAGCUUCCUGCUUCUGCUGUGACAACCUCAGACAAAGAACGGGAGAAUGCAGAGUUGAAGCUGCCUCACACUGUAUCAUCUUCACUGUCUGAGGCCAGUUCAAGAAAAGCAGUUUCAUCAGCCACUAAGCUUAAAACAAACUUGGCAAAGCUUCAGUCCAAGAUUGACGUGCUUGGUUCUGAGCAGUCAACUAGUGACGCUGGUGUCGUGGCCUUUAGUUUUAAGACGACAGCCGGUGUCCAUUCCUCUGAAACUAGUCCGCCUGAGUCAUCUGAGACCAGGCAAGGUGUCGACUCCAAGAAUCCAACUCCAUCCUCAGGAAAGGCUGCAGAGGGAUCCAGUAAAGUGCAGGAAAAUGUCUGCAAAAAGGACGUCAAAUCUCACCCUGAUCGCGCACCACCUGGCUCAGACUCUGACAGUGACUCGCUUCAAACCCCCUCCUGCCGUAAAUCCUCUGAUUUUAAAAGCAAAACAAGCCUGGACUGCAGUGGCAGAGCGGCGAAAAAGUCUUCCUCUGGAUCACAUGCAGACGAAAGGGAAAGAAGCUCCACAAAGCGACCCGACAAUUAUGAAAGGUCCUCCAGUCGCUCUAGAUCGGACCGCGACUCUAGACACACGUGCUCUCGCUCUUCGAGAUCGGAAAAGGAUCGGUGGCGGUCCAGGUCCCGAUCUAGGUCUAGAUCUCGAGGCUCCAGAACAAGUUCAUCACACUCCAGGUCGGACAGAUGCAGAGGUGAAAGAGGAUCCCGCUCCGACAGGUCUUAUUAUCACGACUCUGAUCGAAGAUCUUACAGAAGUCCACCACGCAGGGACAGAAGACGCUCUCGUUCUCGAAAUGACCGGACCAAGGAUAGCUCUGACUCUGAAGAGGACCACAGGAAGACAAGGACGAGGACCAGCGACUCCAUUCGGACCGCCACCUAUUCAAGUUCACAUAAAGAGUCAAAGUCCUCGUCUCAUUCCAAAUCCGAGAAACCCUCCAAAGCAGUAGAUUCUCCUUAUUCCUCUGGGUCCGACAGGCGGACGUAUUCUUCGAGGUCAGAAAGGUCAUCAAAGCGGCUUUCGGACUCGGAUUCAAAGCAGAGGUCUUCACCACAUCGAGACUCGUCGUAUCAGAAGACCGGCAGCUAUCGCAGGCCCGAGACAAACAGCAAAAGCUCUUCUAGUCAUCACACUUACUCUCGUCACCAAAAGAGCAACUCGACAGACUCUGACGCAAAUCACAAGAAAACAUCACAGACGGCUGAGAAGUGCUCGAGCGCUGCUGAAAUCUCCACAAGUGUGGAACACAGACCCUCCAAGGAGCCGAUUCAAGUCCACCCCUCACUGGACAGACAACCAAGCGACUCAAAUGUAAGAAUCCCAAAAGCGUUCCUGCAUAGUUUCGUAGCUGAAACGCAGCGUCAGACUAGUGAAGGUCAGAGAGGUGGUCACGGUUGUCCAGGACAACAGGAGAAUAAACCGUGCACAUCAUUACAAGGUUCUCCUACAGUGGAACCGGUCGGAUCAAUUGAAUCCGUUUGUGAUCUAAAAUCAACUUCACAUGACGACAUGAAACCACUCUGCGCUGAUGACCGGACCAAACAGGAAGAACAUAUGAUAUCGGUCUCAUACAUUAGUAGAGCUACAGAAUUGCAGAAGCGGAAUAAAAGUGAAGUUGACUGUUCCUCUGGACGACAUGAUGAUGAUGCUAUUGUUGUCAUCAACGUUGCUCACGAUGAAAGCAGCAAGCAGAACUUCGGCGACGCGGGCAACCCCCAGCUGAUCCGUGUAGAAGGUCGCCCACCGGGUGCGGAUUGGCCCUGCCGUGGCUUUGAGAACUCGCCAGCGUGUGACGUUCAGGCUGCAGAGAGCCUCAGAGCAGUGGGCGGUUUGUCAAAAAAGACUCGGUGGGAUAUUAUCGGGGAAAAUGACGGUCAUCCGCUGGGCAAAGAAAACCCAUUGGAAAAAGAUGACGAAAGCACAGUGGUCAGUGCGUCUCAAGAAACCACACAUUCCAAAAUCGUGGCGAGGAGUCACGGGUCGAGUUUGUCAGAGACAGGUUCUGCAUGCGAGGGAAACAAUAUCCAAAGGGACCUGCUUAAAGUUCAUGCCACUGCUGACCACAGCGACGCGUUACUGGGUCAUCCUCAGAAGACAAACAGUCACGACCCUGUGCUCACAGGAGUCCCGCCCGGCCAAAGAGAGGGGAUGCCCUCUUCCGACGUGGAAAGUGCCUCUCGGGAAAGUACGUCGUGUAGCAGAAGGCCGUCACGUCAGGAUCCUUUGGGAGCACGGCGGGAAGCCAGUGAUAGCGACAACUCUGAGUACGACUCCGAUUGUGGAGAGGAAAUCAAACGAUUGCACUCAGUGGUGGUGGUUCCCCAGAGUUCCUCUCUGACAGGCUCGCAGGACACUGCAGCCCCGCCGUGCAUUCCGCUGGAUGGUGGAGACGUCCAGAAUCGACUUGGCUCACUGCAAGACGUUGAUUCCUCUAAAGCCAGUACAUCCUGUCAGUCCCAGAGCAACACGAUCGACAGCACGAGCCACUCGGAAAGCAUCGGCUCGAUGGAGAUCAAAUCGUACGUGACUGUUGACAUGGCUGUCACGGAGCCUGCCGCCGUGGAGAAUGGUGAGCCUGAUUCAAGGAUAUGCACCUAUUACCAUACGACAUCCAGUGGCGACGGUCUGGCAUGUCGUGGUGGCUCAGCGUUGGGUUCUGAUCAGUCCCAGCUGGAGCUCCCCAGUAGUACGUUCCAACAGCCAGACAGCAGUCACGGUCUCCCGGCGCCGAGUUGUGAAGCGUUAGGAACCUCGUAUCAUGGGCAGGACCUCCGCGACGGCUCCUGGAUGCAGGACAUUCCACCUGUGCCAAUUUAUGUGACGAACUCCUACUCCCAAGCCACAGAACGAUUCCCGGAUCCCGUCAGUGAAAUCCAUCCUGACUCUUUAACAAACGACCACGAGGACUACAAGUUGUCGGGUUUAGCCAAAGCUGCUGUGGAGUACGGUGCCGCUAACAGCUCACAAUCGUCUUGCUUUGUGCAAGGUCAUGAAAUAAGCAGCAAUAGCAGAGGCUCCUCCGUCCCCGACCCUCCAAGAGAAGACCGCUUUCGGCAGCACAGGAGCAGGGGUCCCCCGAAAAAGAGACGACCGGAAAUCGAGUCCGACUCUGACAAUGAAGCCGAAGCCGGGCCUGCGGGGAAACGUGAACGUCUGGGCCAGAGCGCCGACGCUAAGGAACCGCAGGCGAAACCUGAGGCGCAGUGGCCGACUCUAAACCUGCUCGACUUUCAAGACUCCGGUAAAUGGAAGGAUUUAGCCAAAUCCAAAAAAAUGCCGCCGUAUUUCGACUUGAUCGAGGAGAAUCUCUACCUGACUGAAAGAAAGAAAAGCAAAUCUCAUCGUGAUAUCAAGAGAAUGCAAUGCGAGUGCUCAGUGUUGUCCAGAGAGGAGCGCUCCAGGGGGGUUUUAGCCUGCGGGGAAGACUGUUUGAAUCGGCUUCUGAUGAUCGAAUGCUCUUCCCGUUGCCUGAAUGGAGCCUACUGCUCUAAUCGCCGCUUCCAAAUGAAACAGCAUGCAGACUUUGAGGUCAUCCUCACCGAAGACAAAGGCUGGGGUCUUCGGGCAGCCAAAGAUUUGCCUCCAAACACAUUUGUACUGGAAUACUGUGGCGAAGUGUUGGACCACAAAGAGUUCAAAGCCAGAGUGAAGGAGUACGCUCGGAACAAGAACAUCCACUACUACUUCAUGGCUCUGAAGAACAACGAGAUCAUCGACGCCACACUGAAGGGUAAUUGUUCCCGGUUCAUGAACCACAGCUGUGAACCAAACUGCGAGACCCAAAAGUGGACGGUAAACGGCCAAGUUCGAGUGGGCUUCUUCACAACCAAGGCAGUCACAGCUGGAACGGAGCUCACUUUUGACUACCAGUUUCAGAGAUAUGGCAAGGAGGCUCAGAAAUGCUUCUGCGGCGCCCCAAGCUGCAGAGGGUUCCUGGGAGGGGAGAACAGAGUGAGUGUUCGGGCAGCUGGAGGGAAAAUGAAGAAAGAUCGCAGUCGAAAAAGUGCUCUCACCACAGUGGACGAGGAACUGGAGGCUCUGCUGGAGAACGGCGAGGGCCUCUACGACGAGAAGCAGGUGGUGUCCCUCUGCCGACUCAUGGUGCGGGUGGAGACCAUGGAGCAGAAGCUCCUCUGUCUGAAACUCAUCCAGGACACUCGGAACCCAUCGUGUCUGAAGCAGUUUCUGGAUCACCAUGGCUUGUCGCUGUUGUGGAUCUUCAUGGUGGAGAUUUCGGAAGCAAAGGGCAACAAUUCCGGUAACAUCAAGCUCCAGUUAGAGAUCAUGAAGACUCUGCAUGUGCUGCCCAUACCUACCAAGAACAUGCUGGAAGAGAGUCGAGUGCUGACUUUCAUCCAGAGGUGGGCCCAGACCAAAGCUCUCCCCCAGGCUGUGGAGAUGGACGGGUAUUCCAGUGAGAACACGUCCAGAGCUCAAACCCCUCUCAACACCCCUGAUGGCUCUGCCUCCAAGCUGGGAGCAGAGCUGGACGGGGACUCCGCCAAACCGGCCGUGUACCGACGCCUCAAAAUAAUCAGCGAGAACAGUCUGGACAGUGCGCUCUCCGACGCCAGCAAGGCCUCUGACGGGAAGGAUGAGGAUGAAGAAGCAGACGACGAGGACGGCGACGAGUCUUCCAGCGGCGGAUUGUCGGACUCUAAAGGGUUGAAAGAGGGCGCCGCCACGGAGACGACGCCUUCUGCAGUGGAUACAGAAGAGUCGCAGAAAGAGGAAACUCACAAAGAGGCAGAGACGAGCUCCAGCAGCUCGGAACACUCGCCGGCUGAGGUGAAUCACAAGACGGAGAACACUGGUGGUGAGACCAUGGAGCCCGGCGAGGAAAGGAAAAGCAGUCAGCCAGAGGUCGAGAGUUUACCUGCCGGAGAGCCGGAGAGUCAGCCAGUGACUGCUUCUGUGCACGUGAAUCUGCAGGCAGAAAAUGUGCCCCUCCGAGUGGACACCGUCGAGGUCCUUCCAGAUCAGACUUCGGAUGACAGUCCAGCAGAAACACAAAACGUGGAGCUUCCUCCUGUGAGUGAGUCAGCUGUUGUGACGCCGGAGAGCAUGGCUCCUGCCGAGGUCAUAGCUUCCCUGUCGGAGCAGCCAGCCGUCGGCACUCCCUCUCAGGAUGAGGAGGAAGGCGUGUCUGAUGUGGAGAGCGAGAGGAGUCAGGAACCGCAGAUCGGUUCCUUGGAUAUUAGUGGCAUGGCAGCCAAGCUCCUCGACGUCUGGAAGGAUCUGAAGGAGGUGUACAGAAUACCGAAGAAGAGCCAGAUUGAAAAGGACACAAACGAUCGCAGCAGAGAUCGCGAUGUUUCCUUGCCUCGAACCACUUCCGGCAGCCGGGAGCGGGACAAAGAGCGCGACAGAGAUUAUGACCGAGAUUGGGACCGAGAGCGGGAGCGAGCGUCUGACAAAAUUCCACGCAGCUCUGAGAGACGAAGGAGACGGUCCACGUCGCCACCGUCGUCCUACGAACGGAGCAGCAGGAGAGCAGAAGAACGGUUCGACUCGUCCAAGACACCGAGAGGGGUGGGGUCCAAGGAGCGCAACAAGCUGUCCACAGAGGAGCGCAGGAAGCUUUUUGAGCAGGAGGUGGCACAGCGGGAGGCUCAGAAGCACCAGCUUCAGCAGCAGCAGCAGCAGCAGCAGCAGCAGCAGCAGCUCCAAACUAUGGCUUAUGACCCAGCGCUGGCAUACGCCGCCAGCCCCGGCUUCAUCAACUAUCCUCCCGGAUUCCCCGUCCAGACCUAUGUGGAACCUUCCAACCCCAGCGCAGGCAAAGUACGGCUACCCACCCCUCCGUGUCAACCACCUCCUCCCCAACAUCUUCCCUCUGCUCCGCAGGCGACCCCAGUGUCGGACAUGACUCAGCACAUGGCCCCCGCCGGCCGCACCGCCGCCACCCCUCAGCAGGAGCCGGGGGUGGCGCUCCUUUCUGUGCCCGCCCAGGCCGCACCUCAGGUCCAAAGCCAGCAGAGCUACGCCACCAUAUGGGACCCCACCACUCAGCAGGCUGUGACGGUGCAGACGCAGCCAGCGCAGCAGUAUGCGGCGGCAGCGGCGCCCCCUCAGGCGCCGCCGCCGCAGACGGCCAUCUACUACCAAGGCCAGCCAUGUCAGACCAUCUACAGCCUGCCCGCUGCCUACCCCCAGCCCAGCGCUCCCGUCAUCCAGGCGUACGCCGAACCGACAGCCAGCUACCUGUAUCCGGGUCAUCAGCAGGGCGUGGUGGUGCAGCAAGGCGGCACCGUCACCACCAUCGUGACCUCGCAAACUGUCCAGCAGGAAAUGAUUGUAUCCAACAACGUGAUCGAUCUCCCGCCGCCCUCCCCCCCCAAACCCAAAACCAUCGUCCUGCCUCCCAACUGGAAAGUGGCCCGGGACCCUGAAGGGAAGAUCUACUACUACCACAUCGUCACCAGGCAGACGCAGUGGGACCCUCCCACCUGGGAGGCCAGCGGAGACAACCCCAGCGCGGACCACGAGUCCGAAAUGGACCUGGGCACGCCCACCUACGACGAGAAUCCUUCCAAGUUUUCCACCAAGACGGCCGAGGCGGACACCUCCAGCGAACUGGCCAAGAAGAGCAAAGAGACCUUCCGGAAAGAGAUGUCGCAGUUCAUCGUUCAGUGUCUGAAUCCUUACCGGAAGCCCGACUGCAAGCUGGGCCGAAUCAGCAACACGGAAGACUUCAAGCACCUGGCGAGAAAGCUCACCCACGGCGUCAUGAACAAGGAGCUGAAGGCCUGCAACAACCCCGAGGACCUGGAGUGCAACGAGAACGUGAAGCACAAGACCAAGGAGUACAUCAAGAAGUACAUGCAGCGCUUCGGCACGGUGUACAAACCCAAGGACGACACGGAGGUGUACUAGCCCACGCACAGGUUUGCCUUUACCACUCGCUCCGGAGGUGGACACUGAAGUGCACUGCUGCUCAACAAGCUCCGCGGGUCCUGCGCGCAGAGACCCGCCCAACCUCAGGGAGUGUCAGACUCGAGCCUCCACCACGACCCUCUCCGCCCUUUUUAGCAUUUCCCACCGUCUAAGGCUCUUAGUUGUUCCUUCGUCGGUCACGUCAAUUCCAUUUUAACAGACGACAAUAAUCCACGGAAAGGUUCCGUUACUUUUGAAACAGAUCAGUGACAGGACACAGUAGGUCAACGUGCACGCUCGUCCUCCUGCCGCCGACUCUGGAUCUGGUGCUGCUUUUAUCCGACUCCGCCUCUUAAUCACAAGACUGUUGUUUUAGCAUGGUUUUGGCCGGAGUCUGAGUCGCAUCUCUUUUGGAAACUCCCUUUUUUCCUCGUCCCCCGCUUUGCCCAGGCUUUCCUUUUUUACCGACGACUAUUUUAUUGACAACACUUAAAUGGCAGCAGGGUUUAAAUAAACUGUUUGAUGUGUUUGUUGAAUCCUCCGCGUCCUGUUUGAGAAGCAGGGACGAGGGAUUGUAGCAUUUUAACAGAUUAUCAUCCACAUAUAGAUGUUUGGGGCUGGAUAAGGUCAAGCCUGUAAAUAUGUAAUGUUGCUGUGCACAGGAGUCGGCUCAGCCAGCUUUGGAACACUGACUCACAAUUCAACAUUUCAGUCAAGGGUUUGUUUUUUUUUUAAAUGUAUAAAGACCGAACCCCUCCCCCCGCCACCUGUACUGUAAGUAUUGUGUAAGCACAUUGUCAUACUGAGUGUACAAACGUUUUAAAAGAUAAUAAACAGCUUUUGUAAAA